AUGAUUAAGUCUCUGCUUCAUAAGAUGAAUCAGCCGAUUGACUAUGUGGGGCAGGAGAUGGCAUCGAAGCUGAUGUACAUUGUAUUUGCUGUUGGAUAUACAUUGGCGCUUGUAGUGGGGAUAUUUCUUAAUGACCUGAAAUACACAAUAUUGAUUGGUGUAUUGACAGUAGUCAUUGCAAUUGUAGUUGUUGUGCCUCCAUGGAAGAUUUACCGCAGGAAUCCACUGAAGUUUAGUUCGCCUAGUAAAGCCAAAGCAGAGUAA
This is a messenger RNA of Ordospora colligata OC4, 264 nucleotides long. RefSeq lists its product as uncharacterized. Gene Ontology annotation, cellular component: signal peptidase complex; endoplasmic reticulum membrane. NCBI's taxonomy places the organism in Eukaryota, Fungi, Microsporidia, Ordosporidae. The record is from RefSeq and is a predicted model, not a curated record. Bases 1 to 264 code for a protein of 87 amino acids. Gene Ontology annotation, biological process: protein targeting to ER. The transcript has a single exon.